Molecule: messenger RNA, 6336 nt
Organism: Ectocarpus siliculosus
Lineage: Eukaryota; Phaeophyceae; Ectocarpales; Ectocarpaceae
Source: the annotation of a GenBank genome assembly
AUGAAGCCCGAGCUCGUUGUGCACCUCAUCGGGAGGCUGCAGGAGAGCGCCGACGGGGCGGGCAAGACCGGGGGUCGGAGCGAGGUGCUGGCGUUCGUGGAGUGCCUCGCGGCCAACCAGGGGCACAUCAUCCUGACGCGGAACAAGGCAGUGAAGGCGGCGACUCCGGAGCUGCUGUGGUCGCUCCUCCGCGAGCCCAGCGUGUCGAGGCACAAGUCUUGCGAGGCGGUGACGAGCUUCUUCGCGCAGAUGCUUCAGAUCUCGCCGACCUUGACCACGGGCGGCGGGCUGGAGGGAGCGGGUCCGACGGGGUAUCUUCACCACCACAAGUUCUUGGGGCAGUGCAUCGAUUUCUUGCGGGAGAAGGCGGAGUGCGUGCCCCCCUCGGGCGUGCUGAGCGAGGCAGAGGAGGCGGCGGUGUCGCGUUCGCUCGAGCUCGUGCGCUUCCUUCUGGAGAAUUUCAACUCGCUGUACCCUUUCCCGGGAAAAUCAAAAAAGGAGGCAGCAACGGCGGCGGCGGCGGCGGCGGCGGCGAAAGGGCAAGGACAAGACCAACUGCAGGGGGAGGGGGGGGGGAAAAGCACCGCCGAGACCGCCAAAAACACGACGGAAAGCGGAGCGGAUGCCGUCGCCGGCCCCCAGCUCCCCGGAGACGCUACGAUGGAGGAUGUGGCGGGAGCAGCGGGGGGAGGAGUGGUCGUUCCCGCGGAGGGCGAGACGCGCGCGGGAGGGGGUGGGGGCGACGCGCUGGGGGCGGAGGAGGAAGGGCUGCCUGUUUUGCUCCUGCGAGAGCUGGCGUCGUUCAGGGCGAGGUUUCCGCAGCGCGUGGGGAAGCAUCUUCGACCCGACGCUGCGAAGCUCGUCCUCAAGCAUCAGGUGCAUCAGCGGCUUGACCUGAUCCGGUAUAUCCACGGCCUCGCUAGCGGAGUUAACCUGUCGGUGGCGCAGCUCCGGGGGCUUUGGGAGAUACUGACGUCUCCGGCGGAGCGUGAGCUUUGUCUGUCUUUCCUGCAGGAGGGCGCGUCGACGCCGAAGAUCCCGAUGGAUCACUUGCACACGGCAUUCGGAGACAAGGAGCGCUUGUUCCUGUUCCGAGAGCUCAUCUGCAAGGACGUCAACUGGGCGGGGCUCGGCAUGCCCGCCUAUUCGUGUUUCGACGCUUUCUUCAAACGAAUCUGGAGCGAGGCCGUCACGGCCGCCCCGGCCGCGGGCCUGAAGGGUGACACCCAGGCCGCUGCCUCGGCUGUCGAGCAGGAGGAGGACCUGACGGAGCUUGGCGUCGACACGCUCUGGCGUGUGACUCUGACGUCGCUUAACAAGGAGGUCGCUGACAGCGCAACAAAUGACCUGCUUGAGAGGUUCCUGCUCGAGGUUCACCCGCUGGAGACGGUGGGGUCGCUUCGGGCGCGGGUCGCGAGCAGCGCGGGGCAGGCGGCGGACUUCACGCGGCUGCUGUCGGGCGGGAAGACGAUCCAGGUGGACGCCGCGACGGUCGCCGACGCCGGCAUCAAGGACGGGGCCAGCCUGUGGACCCUGCCGAGCCCCACGGCGCUCAUCCGCGGGGUGAGCGUCGGCGGCUCUGCGGGGCACCAGCAGCAGCAGCAGGCGGAGAGGCUCCGGCUGGAGGAGCUGGCGCGGAGGACCGCGGCCGCCGCGGCUGCUGCCGCCGCCGCUGCCGCCGGUGGUGCCGGUGCCGGGGUGGCGGCGCACGACGGAGACGUCAUCGCCAGGCAGAGCGGGCCGUUCGAGGAGCUCUUCCGAUUGCUGGAGUGCGCUCAUGGUCUGCAGGACCCGGCCAUCACGAAGGCCGUGUGGGACCUCCUGAUGUCUCUUCCAACCCAGUACGAGCUGGCGCGCCGCGUGAAAGAGACCGCCCUCGCCACGGCCGCCGCCGCCGCGGCUGCCGUGACGGAGGGGCCGUCGGCCAUGGAGGAAGAGGACGUCGGUGCCGCGGAAGAGCGGGCGGGAGGAGCGAACGGGCCCGGCGUGGCGCCGGCCGCGUGGGCGGAGCUGUUGCCGCUGGAGCGCAACUGGCACAAGACGGUGUACACGCUGCAGAUUAUCGACGCGCUCCUGCUCCCGGCGCCGCAAGUCCUCGGUGCCGUGCCGUGGGCGGCAGAGACCGACGAGUUCCGUUCCGGGUUCCUCCAGGGCGGUGGGUUCGCCCGCGUGCUGGAGGUGGCCAUGGCCGCCCCCACCGACGGCGACCGCGACGUUACCCUAGGCCACGCCUCCGUUCUCCGCAUCCUCAAGACGUGCCUGUUCUACCCCCCGCUGCAAGUCUUGACGCCGCAAGCGCCGCGGGUGGGGCGAGGGAGGGAUGGCCGCGGCAGCGGUGGUACGGGGGUGCGGAAGGCGACAGGGACGGCCGCUACUCCCGCCGCCGCCGCCGGGGGCGCGAACUUGGUGGCGAGAGCGCUGCCGCCGAUGCCGCCGCCGUGCCCGGCCGCCCGCGCGGCCAUGGACGUGCCGGACGCGGACCUCCAGCAGCUGCUCGACAAGCUCGUCUUGAUUUCCCUGGCGGCCCAGCGGCGAUGGCUGGCGAGCUUGGCGGCGGCAGCUGCGGCUAGAAACGACGGGACGGACUCUCUCUCCAAGCACGAUGAGGAGAUGGAGGAGAAGCGGCUCUACCGCCAGGGGUUUACAGGAGCCCCCCCCCAAAACAAACAACCAAAGGUGAUCACCGACUGUCUGGCCGUAGUCGGGUCCAUCCUCGGCGAGAAGCCCCAGAUGAUGGCGGCCCUGUCCAGGAACGCCGACGCAAGGGAGUUCGUCGUGGGCACCCUCACCCGUAACCCGGAGCCCCGCGUGAGGAGGCAGAUGGGUCAGCUGCUGCUGGGGGCGAGGCCGAUGGCCGGGGUCCUGCUAAGCUGGCUCACCGGAGAGCUAGAGGACCUCCCUCUCGGCCACACGGAUUGCGACGAGUUCUUCACCUGCUGUCGUGACCUGGUCUUCGAGAACCUCCGCCCGCGCAGAGUGGCUUCCUUGCCGCCCGCCUCCAAGGCAGACUUGGAGGUGCCGGUGGUGGUGCCGGAGGGUGCGGGUGCUGCAACAGGCACUGCUGCCACCGCGGGCGGUCCAGAGGCGGGUAGCAGCGCCAACACCACUAGUGCUACUGCCCCGCCGACGGUGACUCUUCCGACCGCCGCCGCCGGCAGCGGCAGCGGUAGCGGUGGCGGUGGCGGCAAGGCGGAGCUCGACCUGGGAGCGCUGGGGCGGGCGCUGUCGGCGAAGAUGGUGUCGAUGCCGCGCGACGGGCACGGAUCUUGCAAGGCGGUGCUGCAGGGCUGCCUGGAGCUGCUGAGGGACCUGGUGGAGAUCGAGGGGCCCGACGGGACCUUCCUGAAGGGGGCGGAACUCGGGCAGGACUUUGUUGGGAAAAUAUUUAAGGGUUUCCUGUUCACGAUGCCGGAGCAGAGGGGACGGGGGAUGCGGGUGGAGCGUCCGGUAUGCGCGGACCCUGCGACAAGGCGUGCCGCUCUCAACGCCCUUGCCUCGGCGGCCAGGAAGAGCCCGAAGGCCAUGUCCGCGCUGUUGGACAACGUGGACGUGUUUGUCGGGAGAGUGUUACCGUCUUUGCGGCAUAGGUGGGGUUACGAGUGCAGCUUCGACGCCAAGAGGCCCCAGAGCGGCGGUUUCGUGGGGCUCAAGAACCAGGGCUGCACGUGCUACAUGAACUCCUUGCUGCAACAGCUGUUCAUGGUCCCGGCUUUGCGCAAGGGCAUCCUGGAGGCGAAGCUACCCCGCCGCAACCUCCAAGACUUUCCCCGCGAGCUCGUGGGGAGGCGGGUGGCCGUGCAGUGGGAGACCGGGGGCUCGGUCGAAGCCUACGUGCACUCAUACAACGAGCGCUCAGGGGAGCACGUCAUCAGGUACGACGCGAAGGACGAGGUGACCUUCCGCCUGGGUCCGGGGGGCGGCCGCCCCGGCAAGGAGACCGGCGCCGUGAGCCUCGUGUGGGGGGACUCGCCGUCGUCGCGGGGCGGGGAAGGGAUGGGCAAGACGAUGACGCCCGACGAGGCGACCGCUCAGGUGCUGGAGCAGGUGCAGCGGACGUUCCUCCACCUGAGGGACGGGGAGAGGAGGUUCUUCGACCCGAUCAGGCUGGUGGAGGCGUGCCGGUGCCUCAACCUCGAGUACCUGGUGCACCAGCAGAACGACGCGAGCGAGUUCUGCGACAAGCUCCUGGACCGCGUAGAGUCUGGGAUGAAGGCCGGCCAAGCCGCGGUGGCAGAGGCGGCCGGCGGUGGCGGUGGAGGGGUCCCCGCCGGGGGCGGGGGCGGCGGGGCCGGCGGGGCCGGGAAGCGGAGCGUUGCGGCGCUGGAGAGGCUGUUCGGGGGCACGUGGGUGCACCAGAAGAUUCCGACCGGGUGCUCGCACAGGACCAACAGGUCGGAGCCGUUCAUCAACCUGGAGGUGAACAUCAGGGGCAAGGAGUCGCUGGAGGAGAGCCUGGCGAGCUUCCUUGAGUCGGAGCUCAUGGCCGGGGACAACAAGGUGGACUGCGAGGACUGCGGGGAAAAGAAAGACGCAAGGAUGAGGACCUGCCUGGAGCACCUGCCAAACCUGCUCAUCGUCCACCUCAAGCGAUUCGAGCUGGACUACCGUACCUUCGAAACGGUCAAGCUCAACGACCGAUGCUCCUUCCCCAUGCUGCUGGAUUUGAAGCCCUACACCAUGAAGGGCACGGACGAGAGGGAGGCCAUGGAAGAAGCAUUGCAGGCGGCCGCCGAGGCCUCCGGCGGCGACCUGACGCUCGAGCAGGUGACCAAGCUGCACGAGGAGCAGUCGGCCAAGAUGAAGGAAGACGCCGGCGACUACCUCUACAACCUGGCGGGCAUCCUGGUCCACGCCGGGGUGGCCCAGGGCGGCCACUACUACUCGUACAUCCGCGACAGGGGCAAGAGCGCCUACGAAGACGGGGCGGGGCCGGGGGCAAGAGCCGGGGCUGCCGACGACAAGACUCGAGGAGACGCAGGAGAUGGUGGUCGGAAGAGGGCGGCGGGAGCCGAAGGAGGGGCUACCAGCAAUGGCGGUGGUGGCGGCGGCGGCGGGAAGGGAGUUGAGGGAGGCGCGGCGGGGGUCAGGGGGUCAGAGAGUGCUGCUGGGGGACAGGGGGCGUGGUACAAGUUUGAGGAUGACGACGUGACUCCCUUCGACCCGCAAGAAAUCGAGGCCUGUUGCUUCGGCGGAACGACCCUGUCCACUUCGACCUGGCAAGGGGUCAACACGACGGUGGAGCACGAGAGGACGGCGAACGCGCUCCUUCUCUUCUACGAGAAGGUGCAGCCCAAGGGCUGCCGACCCCCGGAGGGCGAUGCCGCCGGUGCCGUUGGCGGCGGCAGGAUGAGCAACGGGGAUCACGACGGCGAUCAGGAGAUGGGGGACUCGGUUGAGGCUGCCGCUGCUCAGGCCGACGAGAGCGCCGGGGGCGGGGAUGAGAACGCUGCUCCGCCGCCGCCGCCGCCGCCGCCGCAGGGGUGCCCGUCUGGGAGCGCCGGGGACAAGGGCACCGCCGGAGACGGCGGCGGCGACGCCGGAGCGAAGGAACGGGGAAGCCUCGUACCGCUAGCGGCGGCUGCGGACAACAUGUCUCCGGUGACGACGGAGUCGGACCCCGACGGGCCGCCGCCGGUCGGGAAGGGCGGGGGGUCCGCGGAAUCGAAGCUGGAGGUGGUCGGGUUCGGUGUGAAGAAGGCGGGGGCGGGGGCGGUGCCCCUGCUGGACGGGGUCGAGGCCUACGCGGAGGAGGUGUGGGAGGCGAACGUGCAGUACAUGCUGAACAGCUACGUCUUCGACACGGAGUUCCACCACUUCUUGAGGGAGAUCACGGCGGCCACCGUGGGUGCUGGAGACGGUCUCCCCGCGAGCACCGGCAAGGACGCGGACGGGGCGCCGCCCAGUGUUAACGAGUGGGGCAAGGGGGAUCCGUCCGAGGUGAGCCUGAGCGCGCGCGUGCUGGAGAUGGGCAUGACGGCGGUGCUAGACGUUAUCCUGCACAGCCGAGAGAGGCUGGACGUGAAGGCCUGGGAGUUGCUGCUGCAGAGGGCGCUGGCGAUCAGCCCGGAGAUGUGCAGGUGGUUCCUGUCGUCCCUGCUGGACCGUCCCAGGCCGGAGGGAUCCGUCUAUUGGUUGCGCCAGAUCACGCUGGAGUGCGUGGACGUGAUGGCAAGGCACACCGCCGCACGGCUGAUCGCGCACGCUUGCUGCUGCGGGGCGAACGACCCUGACGAGGCGGCGCUGCUCAUGGCCGUCGACCGCGCGUCGGGGAGGGCGCUUCACAGUACUGAAUUUUGCCACGAAGAGAGGAUGCUUGUGAUCGUGGCACUCAGUUAG